GCUGCUGCUGCUACGGAUGUCACACCAAGCCGUUAAAAUAAGGAUUAAAAUCUUAAGAUAGAACAUUGAUAUUGAAGUUAAAUUUUAUAUUUUUUAAGCAACCAGAGGUUUAAAAGAUGAAAAAGAAAAUGAAAUGGCAUACUUCAUGCUUCAUUGUAUGUUACCUAUUAGAACAAACAUCUUGCUGGUUCCUCCAAACUUUACACUUCAACCCUCAGUCAUUAAAGCCACGUGAGAGGCAUGGAAGAGGAAGGAAAAGGAGGCGUGGAAGGGUUGGUCAUCUGUUGUCUGAGGUGUGCGCCUGUGUGUGUGGAAUAGCAAUCUCUGUCAAACAUCAGAGCGCAGGAGAAGCGUGAGUCUGUGUGUGAUCGAACAUCAGAGCCCAGUGUGGAAGGACGGCAGUAAGGGGCCAGACAUGGACGAAAAGGGCAUAAUGGAGAAGAACCUUAAAGAUGCGUAUUUAAGUGAUCACAAAGAUGAGGUGGGCAAAGGUAAAAAGAAGAAAGAAAAAAAAGAAAAAAUACCCAUGGUUGGUGCCAUUGAACUGUUCAGGUUUGCAGAUUCCAAAGAUAUUGCGUUGCUCUUCUUCGGGACUCUGAUGUCGAUGCUCCACGGGGUAGUGUUGCCUCUUAUGUUAGUCGUGUUUGGGGAUAUGACUGACAGCUUAGUAUCAAAUGCCGCCACAUCCUUCCUCAACAACAGUAACCCCAAUAUCACAUUUCCAAAUAGCACCUUGCAGGAAGAGAUGACCGGCUUUGCCAUCUACUACUCCAUCCUAGGGGCCGUCGUGCUGGUGGCUGCCUAUAUGCAGGUUGCUUUCUUUACAUUGUCAGCUGGAAGACAGGUCAAACGCAUCCGCAAGUGUUUUUUUCACAGUAUCAUGCGACAGGACAUCGGCUGGUUUGAUGUAAAUGAAACAGGAGAACUCAACACUCGUCUUACAGAUGAUGUCUAUAAGAUCCAAGAGGGUAUUGGAGACAAGGUGGCAAUGUUGAUUCAAUCCUGUUCCACUUUCCUCACAUCUGUCGUCAUUGGUUUAAGCAAAGGAUGGAAGCUCACACUUGUCAUCCUGGCUGUCAGUCCCUUGCUUGGUGUCAUGGCAGCACUUUUCAGCAAGGUGCUGGCAUCGUUCACUUCUAGAGAACAGACUGCUUAUGCUAAAGCAGGUGCUGUGGCAGAGGAGGUGCUCUCUUCUAUCAGGACUGUGUUUGCCUUCAGUGGUCAACAAAGAGAGAUCGAGAGGUACCAUAAGAACCUAGAGGACGCCAAGAAUGUAGGAAUACGAAAGGCUAUAAGCUCCAACAUUGCUAUGGGUGUGACCUUCUUAUUGAUUUACCUAUCUUAUGCUCUUGCCUUCUGGUAUGGAAGCACGCUCAUUUUGAAUGGAGAGUACACCAUCGGGGUUGUACUUACAGUUUUGUUUGCUGUGCUUAUUGGAGCAUUCGCCUUGGGGCAGACGUCACCAAACAUUCAGUCCUUUUCCAGUGCCCGAGGAGCUGCACAUAAAGUGUACAGAAUUAUUGACAAUAAUCCAAGCAUUGACAGUUAUUCAGAGGGUGGCUUCAAGCCUGAUUCAAUCACUGGAAACAUAGAGUUUAGGAACAUCCACUUCAGUUACCCCUCAAGGCCUGAUGUUAAAGUAUUAAACAAGAUGUGUCUGAGUGUGAAAAGUGGACAGACCAUCGCCUUAGUGGGAAGCAGUGGUUGCGGUAAAAGCACCACUGUUCAGCUGUUGCAGCGGUUCUAUGAUCCACAGGAGGGAUUGAUAUCUAUUGAUGGCCAUGACAUUCGUUCUCUCAAUAUUUGCUACUUGCGAAAGAUGAUUGGCGUGGUGAGUCAAGAGCCCGUCCUUUUUGCCACCACCAUAGCUGAAAACAUCCGAUACGGCCGAACUGACGUGACUCAGCAGGAGAUAGAGCAAGCUGCCAAGGAGUCCAAUGCUUAUGACUUCAUCAUGAAUCUUCCGGAUAGGUUUGAAACGCUGGUUGGAGACCGAGGGACUCAGAUGAGUGGAGGACAGAAGCAGAGAAUUGCAAUCGCACGAGCGCUAGUCCGCAACCCCAAAAUCCUUCUGCUGGACGAAGCAACUUCUGCUCUCGAUGCUGAGAGUGAGACUGUUGUGCAAGCUGCACUCGACAAGGUCAGACUCGGCCGUACCACCUUAAUUGUUGCUCAUCGCCUUUCAACGAUCAGAAAUGCUGAUAUCAUUGCUGGUUUCCAAAAUGGAACGAUUGUAGAGUUGGGAUCUCAUAACGAACUAAUGGAAAAACAGGGCGUCUAUCAUACUCUAGUCACUAUGCAGACAUUUCAGGAAGCCAACGAUGAGGAAGAGCAGGACGAAAAGAGCCCAGUGGAAGAAAGUAUCUCUAACUCCCCUCGUUUAAGGAGGAGGUCUACAAGAUCUUCAUUUGUUGGUUCAGAGGGACAGAAAGAAGAGAAAGAAAAGCUGGUGGAUGGCAAAGAUUCAAAAGAGGAGGAUGAAAAUGUUCCCCCAGUUUCGUUUCUCAAAGUGAUGCGACUUAAUCUUCCUGAGUGGCCUUACAUACUUCUUGGAACCAUCUGUGCUUCAAUUAAUGGCGCAAUGCAACCCCUGUUUGCUGUCAUCUUUUCCAAGAUCAUUACUGUGUUUGCUGAGCCUGAUUUACAAGUUGUUCAACAGAAAUCUAAUUUAUUUUCACUUUUGUUUGCUGUUAUUGGAGCGGUAUCUUUUUUCACCAUGUUUCUACAAGGUUACUGUUUUGGUAAAUCUGGGGAGAUCCUGACUAUGAAAAUGAGACUUGCAGCUUUCAAGGCCAUGAUGAGGCAGGAUCUGGGCUGGUAUGAUAACCACAAAAACAGUGUCGGAGCACUCACGACAAGGCUGGCCACAGAUGCAGCUCAAGUACAAGGGGUUACGGGAGUACGUCUGGCCACAUUGGUCCAGAAUGUGGCCAACAUGGGUACCGCUUUGGUUCUCGCCUUUGUGUAUGGCUGGGAGCUGACCCUGCUCAUACUGUCGGUGGUCCCCGUCAUGGCAGUGGCUGGGACUGUGCAGAUGAAACUGCUCUCUGGGCAAGCCGCUCAGGACAAGGAGGAGCUGGAGAAGGCUGGAAAGAUUGCUACGGAUGCCAUCGAGAAUAUUCGCACUGUUGCAUCUCUGACCCGAGAACCCACAUUUGAAUCUCUAUAUCAUGAAAACCUCAACGUUCCAUACAAAAAUUCCCAGAAAAAGGCCCAUGUAUACGGUUUUACCUUCGCAUUUUCACAGGCCAUGAUCUACUUUGCUUAUGCAGGAUGUUUCCGCUUUGGAGCUUGGCUUGUUGAGGAAAAACGAAUGGACGUGGAGGGAGUUUUCCUAGUUAUUUCGGCAGUUUUGUAUGGUGCCAUGGCUGUGGGAGAAGCCAAUUCCUUCGCUCCAAACUAUGCUAAGGCCAAAAUGUCUGCCGCGCACCUCAUUAUGCUUUUGAACACCGAGCCUGCUAUUGACAAUCUUUCAGAGGAAGGAGUGUCACUGGAUGAAUUUGACGGUAACGUGCGCUUUGAGGACGUUAGAUUCAAUUACCCCUCACGUCCCGAUGUACCGAUCCUCCGAGGGUUGAAUCUGAAGGUGGGCAAGGGGGAGACACUGGCCCUGGUAGGAAGCAGUGGCUGUGGAAAAAGCACUACUAUCCAGCUUCUAGAGAGGUUUUAUGACGUCACACAAGGGAACGUGGUGAUUGAUUCCAAGAGCGUGAAAGAGUUGAACAUCCAGUGGUUGAGGUCUCAGAUAGGCAUUGUGUCACAAGAGCCUGUACUCUUUGACUGCAGUUUAGCUGAAAACAUUGCUUAUGGAGACAACAGUCGGACUGUAACUAUUCAAGAGAUUAAGGCAGCUGCUGAAGCAGCCAACAUUCACAGCUUCAUAGAAAAUUUACCAAAGAAGUAUGACACUCAGGCAGGUGAUAAGGGGACCCAAUUGUCAGGUGGUCAGAAACAACGAAUAGCUAUAGCCCGAGCCAUUCUCCGUAACCCCAAACUGUUGCUUCUGGACGAGGCCACAUCUGCGCUCGACACUGAGAGUGAAAAGGUGGUUCAAGAGGCCUUGGACAAAGCCAGGCAGGGCAGGACGUGUAUUGUCGUCGCCCACCGUCUGUCCACCAUCCAAAAUGCAGACCGCAUUGCUGUCUUUCAGGGAGGGGUGGUGAUUGAACAAGGGACACACCAACAGUUGCUUGCCAAAAAAGGAGUCUAUCACAUGCUGGUCACUACACAGAUGGGACAUGGAAGGGAUUGAAUAGCACUAUUUUUACACAUCUACUGAAAGCAAGUUUGUUAUAUUCUACUUUUAACGAAGUAGGCAGUAAUUGAAUGUACUACCUCAGGAUUGGUUUAAAUGCUGACUCCGUGUCCUUUUGGCUCACACUCAUUUAUUGUGGCCAGGGUCGCACAAGUUUGCCUUAUUCUAAAUAUUCAAAUAUGAAUUUAUUAGAAUUAAAUAAUUGUUCGAACAGUCGGUUCUUUUUUUUUAUUUAUUUUUUUUUUAUCUUUGUUUUUGUUUUUUCAUUUGUUAUAUUCUGCCAAUCCUGUUUGUAGUUUAUUUGUCGACGCCAGUGCUUGAGACAGCUAUCAUUUACCACACAAUGAAUUAUACCUAUCACUGGAGAUGCACUACUGAAGUAACGUGAUAGAUUGAUAUGAUGUGUUUUAUGGAAUGUACUAUGUAGUGUCUUGUAAAAAUAGAUAAGUAGUUUUAUUGAGCGUUAGUGUAUGUUAAAGUUGAACACUUCUAUGUUGAAGUAGAAUGUAAUUCUAAUGUAUUUUAUUUGAAAGCUUUUUAUUUAACAUUGCAAGGCGAAAGAAUACCAAACACUAAAACUGAAUUAUCAAAAGGUUUAACCACAGGGGUACUUGGUUCGGUGAUUGGUAAGUCAAAGAGCCGACAUUACCAAAAAAGUAAUUAUACUGAAAAUAUGAAGUAGAAUACAGCAUUUGGAUAUUUUCACUUUGGAGCCAGGAGGUGCAGACAUUUUCAGAUUUGGACAAAUAUGCUAUUAAAGCAUAAACAAAGCACUUGAAAUAGCAUAGAAUGUACAAAUUUUAAUACAGUUCUUGUCUCUCAACUCAGACUAUGCAUUUGUGUUUUAAUUCUUUUACAUCUUAAGCUUGAUUUUUAUCUGUGCACUGUGCAUCAUGUUUCAGCUGUGUGUGUUUGAAGUACUUUAGUAUAGGAGUAUUAUACUGUUGUACAAAGGUGUAUUUGCAGACAGCUGACUAUAUUUGUGUUUAAACGAAACAAUUUUUGUUAAAAAAUAAAAUAAAAUUUGCUUUUACUUUGGAAAACGAUCAACAAACCAGAAACAGAAUUAUAUUUUGUGUAAUAUUUUCUGCACUCUCAUAUCGAAAUAAUUUCCUCUUUGUGAAAAAGAUGUACAAUGUAUUUUUUUACCCCAUCAGAUUAAUUAAUUAAGACAAAAGAUUCAUUAAGACGAAACAAUAAUGGAUUAAAAAUAAUCUUCAUUAGGGCUCUAUUUAGCAGUAAUAUUUUAUUAGCAUUCAAUUAAGGGAAAUUCUCAGAAUGAAAAUAGAAACUCACCAGAAAAUGUCUGGAGAAAAAAUGACGGGGGUGCUUUGCUCUACCAUGAGUCACUUACUCACUUCCUAUUCAUUUUUAGGCAUUUUCAGGUCACUUCAUUGGUAUCUCAUUUGCCGCCAUUGACCGCGCCAAACGUCCAAUUCUUUUUGAUUGGAAGGGGCGAAUGAAUUAUUGUUCAAAAUGAUCAUUCGCUCCUCUUAGACAAAAGGAAUUGGAAUUCUAGCGCUGUCAAUGGCACUGAAAGGUGAGCAUUCACAGGUAUAGUUGAUAUCAUAAUCGAUGGCAAUGAGUUCAUUUUGGGACACUUGCUUAUUAAUUUUAGGGUACUUGCAGGUUGCUGGAUCACUUCCUGGUCUUUUGGGGGCAUUCCAUGGUUACUUCCUGAACAUUUUGGAUAAUUUCUUGUUGAUAUUGGAGCAUCUGUCAUGGUCUCUUCCUGUCCAUUGGUCCCUUCUUUUUUGGUUUUGGGGCUGUUUCAGGUCAUGUUCUGUUGAUAAAAGGUCAUUUUUCCCCUAUUGAAAAUGAAUAGGGCAA
Molecule: messenger RNA, 6085 nt
Organism: Corythoichthys intestinalis (scribbled pipefish)
Lineage: Eukaryota; Metazoa; Chordata; Actinopteri; Syngnathiformes; Syngnathidae
Product: ATP-dependent translocase ABCB1-like
Exons: 29
Coding region: 416-4252 (1278 amino acids)
Biological process (GO): transmembrane transport
Cellular component (GO): plasma membrane
Molecular function (GO): ATP hydrolysis activity; ABC-type transporter activity; ATP binding
Source: RefSeq, a predicted model, not a curated record